UCCCCAUAAGUCUGUCGAAGACGACCCGUCGCAUUGAUGAAGCGCAUCAAGGCCUUCACCCCCUUCUCCGUGUUGCCAGUCCGAACGUCCAGAGAAGUAUUAAACACGUCGAUUAUAUGAGAUAUGAAGCUGAGAGCGUAUGUUUUUGGAGUGUAUCUACUUCUGUACUCGUAUGCUUUUCGGGGUCCCAGUAGGGGUACCACGCGGAGCGGAGUCAAGAAGCGUCCUGUGAAGCUCAAAGAUCCUCGCGACCCACGCUACCCAGCCAAGCGCCAUCUUCUGGGAGCAAGUACGUGCUGUACGUUAUCUAUGCACGCGUGUCGACGUAUCAGCGCAUCAAGUAGCCCACCACGUUUUCAGCAUCACCACCAUAUCGAUAUCAUCGCGCAAGCAUGCGCACCCGAAAGAGGGGAGCCAAUCCUACAUUAGCCUGAGUAUGGUCUUUCUUGGUUUGAAUGCAUAUAGACCAUAUGAAAUUGAGU
Coniophora puteana RWD-64-598 SS2 is the source of this 482-nucleotide messenger RNA. RefSeq lists its product as uncharacterized. Bases 124 to 429 code for a protein of 101 amino acids. The record is from RefSeq and is a predicted model, not a curated record. Lineage: Eukaryota; Fungi; Basidiomycota; Agaricomycetes; Boletales; Coniophoraceae. The transcript is spliced from 4 exons.